AUGACGUAUGAUUUCAUCAUCGUCGGAAGCGGAUCGGUCGGUGCCGCCGCGAGCUUCUAUGGCACCAAAGCCGGCCUGAAGGUCUUGGCGAUAGAUUCCGGUUGCCCACCGCAUGACAUAGGGAGCCACCACGGCAGCACGCGUAUCAUUCGACACGCAUACGGCGAGGGCUUAGCCUACGUGCCCCUGGCGCUGCGGGCGCAGGCACUGUGGGAGGAGCUGGCCCGCGAGUCGCAGACGGACAUCUUCCACCGCGCCGGCGUCCUCAACCUUGGCCCGGCGGGCACGACCUUCAUCACCAACGCCGCCGCCGCCGUGCACAAGCACGCGCUGCCGGGCUGCCAGGUCCUCUCGGCCGAGGAGGUCCGCGCUAAGUGGCCUGGCGUCGCCGCGCCGAACGGCUACAUCGGCGUCUUCGAGCCCCAGGCCGGGUACCUGCUCUCCGAGAACGCGAUCGAAGCAUUUGUCAGGCUGGCAGGCAAGGCAGGCUGCACACAGCUGUUCGGCCUGCCCGUGACCGAGAUCAAGCACACCACUGCCAAGGGUAGUGGCAGGAGCAGCGUUGAAGUCGUCACCGCCGACGGGCAGCGGCACCAGGGACGCAAGUUGCUGAUCAGCGCCGGGACAUGGGUCAAGAAACUACUGCCCGACCUGCCCGUCACACCCGUCCGCAAGAUCUUCUCCUGGCACGAGGCUGAAGGGGCCUACUAUGAGGACGAAGGCUUUCCCGCCUUCGUUGUCCAGCUGACAGACAUGACGCAAUACUACGGCUUCCCAGCAACCGCCGCGAACGGGCUGAAGGUCGGGCGGCACGACAGCGGCCAACCCAUCGAGACGCACCAGCAGCGCCUGCCAUUCGGAGCGUUCAAUGAGGAUAGCACCGAGGUGUCCGGCUUUCUGCGCUGCAUGCUGCCUGGCGUCGGGGUGCCUCUGCGGGGCGCCGCGUGCACGUACGACAUGUCGCCGGAUGAGGACUUCAUCGUGGACACGUUGCCGGAGAACGAAAAUGUCAUGUUUAUUAGUGGCUUGAGUGGUCACGGCUUCAAGUUCGCCAGUGCCCUCGGGGAGGCAGCGGCGUCUUUUGCAACGGGAAACGAAUUCGAUGUGGACCUUUCUCCUUUCCGCAUGAGCAGGUUCAAUGUGGAAACGCCUUAG
Phaeoacremonium minimum UCRPA7 is the source of this 1155-nucleotide messenger RNA. Its product is annotated as putative n-methyl-l-tryptophan oxidase protein. Gene Ontology annotation, cellular component: cytosol. The record is from RefSeq and is a predicted model, not a curated record. The transcript is spliced from 2 exons. Gene Ontology annotation, molecular function: flavin adenine dinucleotide binding; sarcosine oxidase activity. Bases 1 to 1155 code for a protein of 384 amino acids. Lineage: Eukaryota; Fungi; Ascomycota; Sordariomycetes; Togniniales; Togniniaceae.